AUGAGUCUUGAUAUCCCCCUCCCCCGUCCGAGCUUCGGCCUCUUGCCGGACACCUAUCCAUACGCCACCAACCUUUCCUCUUCAGCCUCCUCCUCUACCUCUUCAGUCUUUUCCGACGCUGCAUCACAAGCGUCUAGUGCUAGCUCAACAUCCUGUCACUCCUCCUGGGAGUCAGAAGAAUGGAGUUCCAGGAUCCAAGCUGCAUCGACUUCUACUGUCGACUCUGCAAGCUUGCUUGUUCUCCAACCAAUCAGCCGCGUCAACACCUUCCCUCAGUACCAGCCUUCAGCAUGCCGAGAGACUAUUCAGGAGACGUUACCAUCCCUCCGCACCCAGUUUCUCGCGCCUAUGGAGCAGCGACAACAUCCUCGACGAUCGUCGACGACUAUCAAUCAACGGCCUCCACCUCAAUUAGUACGGCAGUCUGACCGCAAGGUCAACUUCGUUGACUGUCUCGUCGAUUCUGCUACUCAAAUGGUUGAGGUUAUCUGGCAGCUCUCCGAGCCCAAGAGUCGUUGUGAGACUGCUUCUGGACGUGGAGUGCUUCCUCUCCGCACUUUCAUCCAGGAGACUCUUCGACGGUCUCGUACCAGCUACUCCACUCUACAGGUAGCCUUGUACUACUUGAUCCUGAUCAAGGCUCACCUUCCGAAACACGACUUUACCAUGUCUCAGCCGGAAGAUGCCUCCCUCCGCGCUCUGCAGUGCGGUCGUCGCAUGUUCCUUGCAGCGCUCAUCCUUGCCUCAAAGUACUUGCAGGACCGCAACUACUCUGCUCGUGCAUGGAGCAAGAUCUCCGGCCUCAAGGUUUGCGAGAUCAACACAAACGAGAUGGCUUUCCUUGAAGCGGUCAACUGGAAGCUCCACAUUGUGGAUGCUAUCUGGGAGAAAUGGCAAGAGGUUGUCAUGCGACACACUCCUACUAACCCUCCCUCAUCACCGGGAGCCUCCAUUCCUAACACUUGGAAAGACGUCAUCCCUAUCUUGACGCCUGAGUUGGAUAUCAUUGAAUUGGGUCCUAAGACGCCAGCCACUCCUGUCCGACCGCAGCCAAGGCCGCAGCUUAGUGCAUCUCCCUUCCGCUACCCGACUCUAGAGGGUUACAGCUCCCAGGAAAGCACACCGACUCCCUCUCGUUAUCAGAUGCCUCACUUUUUGGAGCCGAAGCCUGAUUUCCUUCCUCCAGUUCCAUCCUUGGCUCGUUUGGCUCCACUGCCUACGCCUUCCUUGACGCCGCAAUCUAUUGCCACCAGCACUCCUGCAGCGAGUUGCCCGGCUUUCGGAUCGCGACGCCCAUCGAUGAGCUCAGCAAUGCAGCAAGCACAAUGCUCGUCAUUGGCGCGCACCUGUGUCGACCAAUUCAAUCCCAGUAUCAGGAACGGACUGGAAGCUUAUCACUUCCCGACCCGACGGCCUUCCUUCCCUCCCUCGAACUCAUCUCUGUCAUCCUCUCCAGAGUCCAUGGUCUCGGACAACUCGCGAUCUUCGCGUGCUUCAUCAAUCUCUUCAGUCUCCUCUGUCGGCUGGGCGCCAAUCCAAAGUCAGGCCAAAUUGGCCCGACUGGCGACGUGCCGCAAUGCGAGACUGCCGUAUCCAGCACUACCCAAGUGCAAGGAGCAGUACGAGUAUGCUCCUAGCGAAGCAACGUCCUCGCCCGAUCUGGAAAGCUUCCACCUUGAUGAUUCGGACUCCGCUUCCGUCAGCGUCGAGAGCCCGGUCGCAAUCCCUGCAAGCCGCAAGCGUGGCAGGUCGUCGGCGGACCUUCAACAGAACGUUCGUCAUCUACUCCACAGCUCUCGCUCGGAAUUCAGCCUUCGAGGCCAGCAUACCGUUCUACCUGAUCGUUCGGUUGCUCACUCAUUUCCCCUGUCGGGCAGUGAACGAAAGGGGCUGCAGUCCCCUAAGCACACUGUACCCGAUUGCUCACGUCUUCCAAUCCAGAAAGACUUUGGCAAGAAGAGGUCGUGUUGCGCCACCGAAGCUGUACAGCUAUUUCGUCCACAAGGGCCAGGCAUGUGGGAAGGUAUCUUAUAA
Messenger RNA from Cucurbitaria berberidis CBS 394.84, 2034 nucleotides. RefSeq lists its product as uncharacterized. Gene Ontology annotation, biological process: regulation of cyclin-dependent protein serine/threonine kinase activity. Gene Ontology annotation, molecular function: protein kinase binding; cyclin-dependent protein serine/threonine kinase regulator activity. The transcript has 2 exons. Bases 1 to 2034 code for a protein of 677 amino acids. The record is from RefSeq and is a predicted model, not a curated record. NCBI's taxonomy places the organism in Eukaryota, Fungi, Ascomycota, Dothideomycetes, Pleosporales, Cucurbitariaceae. Gene Ontology annotation, cellular component: cyclin-dependent protein kinase holoenzyme complex; nucleus.